Papilio machaon (common yellow swallowtail) is the source of this 672-nucleotide messenger RNA. RefSeq names its product larval cuticle protein 1-like (gene CPR46). NCBI's taxonomy places the organism in Eukaryota, Metazoa, Arthropoda, Insecta, Lepidoptera, Papilionidae. Gene Ontology annotation, cellular component: chitin-based extracellular matrix. Gene Ontology annotation, molecular function: structural constituent of chitin-based larval cuticle. The record is from RefSeq and is a predicted model, not a curated record. The transcript is spliced from 3 exons. The coding region runs from base 91 to 432 and encodes 113 amino acids.
CCGGGAGAAAUGUAUAAAAGAAUAAGCUCCGAACGGUAAGGCAUCAGUCGUUCAUUUGCUAGCAACGAAACCAAACCAAACUCCUCAACCAUGAAAGUGAUGAUUGUAUUCGCCCUCGCGCUUGUGGCCCUCGCCGCCGCCGCCCCAGUGGAGCCUGAACCACCAAAGAUCGUGCGCUCCGAAUUCAACCAGGAACCCGAUGGCGCAUACAACUUCGGUUUCGAGACUGAGAACGGUAUCAACCGCCAAGAGAACGGACAACUGAAAGAAGCCCUCGACGAGGAGAACAAGCCGCACACUGUGGUAGUCGUCCGCGGCUCAUACUUCUACACUGACAAGGAGGGCAAGGUCGAGACCGUCAACUACUACGCCGACGAGACCGGCUUCCACGCCGAGGGUGACUCCAUCCCCAAGGGCCCCGCCAGGAGAUAAGCAACAACUCACAUAUUCCUAUGAGUAAUCGAUUACAACGUUCACUAAUCGAUUAUCCAUGGAACCCGCAAAGGGAAAUGUAAUUCUGCCAUAGUGAAGAUGUAAGGCGUGGCAUCCGUCUCACAUCUUUUCCUUGUUUCGUUAUUAACCGAUGCACACUGCCAUAUUUUUUUACGUUUUUUAUAUUGUUUGUUGAGUUGAUAUGCGAUCCGUAUAGUGAAUAAACUUCAUUUGAAACUA